Messenger RNA from Eimeria acervulina, 1548 nucleotides. RefSeq lists its product as hypothetical. The transcript is spliced from 2 exons. Lineage: Eukaryota; Apicomplexa; Conoidasida; Eucoccidiorida; Eimeriidae. The coding region runs from base 1 to 1548 and encodes 515 amino acids. The record is from RefSeq and is a predicted model, not a curated record.
AUGAGGCUCGACGCAGCAGCAGCAGCGGCAGUAGCAGCAGCAGCCCUGGCGCUUCUCAAUGGCUGCCCUGCUAACAGCGCAGGCCCCCCGUCUUCGUGGAAUGUUUGGGGCGUCCAGCGACCAAGAGGUCAACCAGGCAUGGUGCCUCCUGGGGGCGCAGGAGGUUGGUGGCAGGGAUUGCCACCUCCUCAGCAGCAGAACGGCGGCGCCGUUCCGAUGCCGCCUAUGCAGCCGAUACAGAAACCGCAGGUGCCGCUACAGCAGCCCCCUAUGGUUACAGGUGGUGCAGUAAACACCGCUCCGUCGCUGCUGGGGACGGGGUUGGUGCAGCAGCGGGCGAGAGUGCAACAGGCCGGGCUUUCUCAGCACGACUCUCAUUCUUCUUCUGGCGUUCCUGUUGGUGCAAAUGCUGCGGCAGGACUUUGGAAGACCUCUAAUACAGGCAGAGCACUGUAUGAGCUGCUGAAGGAAGUGAGGAAAUGCUUCGGUUAUGCACCAGGAGGCGGCAGCUGGGGCUCCAACGAAGCUUUUGGGCCUGUGGAGAACCUGACGAAGGCCUUCACAGGCCUGAGCAGACUCCUUCAGGAUGUUAUUGACUUCUGUGACACCGAAAACAUGCAGAAGGGUCUGCAUGACGAGUUCGGGCAGCAUAUGCAUACACCGCAAGCGCAUGGCUACGGCGCUGCAGGGGCUGCUUCCAAGUUCCCCGUAGAAGCAUUUGUUGAGCAAGCAAGCGAUUACGCACGUCGUACAACCACGCAAAUGCGUGCUUUAUUGCAUUUGCUGGAGUCAGUGUGGGAGGGCUCACCCACAAGGAUUAGCGUGUCACGAGACGUGCAGAAGUUUAAUACGGUCGUCGCAGACUGCAAGGAGGUGUAUCAGUUGGGUUCUCAGGUUGUUAGCGCUGCAGUCGGGGCUGUACUUCCGUACUUAUCCACUUGUUCUUUUUUCUCAAAGAACGGACCACACGGAGCGUACAGACUAUGGUCAUUGGUGGGCGCGCGUAUAGGCUCGGCGCUUCGUUACAUUUUUCAAUGCGUUGAAGUUUUACGGAAGACUUCAACUCGGAUGGUUGAUUUGGUUUCAGGAAAGAUUCAGACGCAGUCUUUAAUGGAUUUUGCUCGGUCGAAACCCUUUUUCAGAGCAGCUGCUUACCUAGAGAGCGCAGAGGCCAGGUCAGCUUCAUCGGUAAACUACUUGGGUGAACUCGUCACAGCUUUCCAAAGCCACACAGCCAGCUUCACCACGUUUCCACAACAUACAAACGAUGGCUCCCACCACCAUCAUCUGUCGUUUACUGAUGAAGAUGAUCAGCAAACGCUGAAUGACGAUGACGGGCAGGCAGAGUUCUCACUUAUGGCGGAAGACAUUGGCGACCUUCCGCCGCAGCAGGAGCAAGGUGGUAUUGGUGCACCGUCAGAUGAUGAUUACGGUAGAGAGGAGUUGCAGACGUCAAUGGACGAACCGCGUUUCCCCUGGAGUAGUGGCCCUGAUGCUCAGGAAGAUCUCUCGAACGAAAUGCAAACCAUUGAAGGCGGCAGUGAAUAA